CAAUUCUAUUUUUUAUUUAAUUUUUCAUAGGCAAUUUUCUUAAAUCUUCUGAAUUUAAUAAAAAAAUAAACAAUUUAAAAAAAAAAAUGGCAAAAACAAAGAAAAACAAAAAAGGAAAUUCCGAUAAUGUUCAUGCAAAAAAAGCCAAAUCAAAUCCCUUUUCCUCAACUGGUAGCGGCACAAAAAAAAUCAAUCCCUUCGAAGUGCAUAUAAAUAAAGAAAAAUUCAAUAUUCUUGGAAGAACCUGCAAACAUGACAAAGGUUUGCCGGGUGUAUCAAGAGCUAAAGCGGUACAAAAGAGGAAACAAACACUUGGCAAAGAAUUCAUGCUGAAAAACAAGAGCAAUGAAUUCAAAGAUAGACGUAUCGGAAGAAAUUCCGAAGUCAUUAACGAUGAGCUUCUGAAUGCUCGUUUUGUUGCUGAAAAGAUGUCUCAAUUUAAGAAAACAAGUCGAUUCAAUUUGAAUGAUGAUGAAGUUCUUACUCAUCGUGGUCAAACGUUGGAAGAAAUUGAACAAUUCCGCGAUAAUCGAUCCGAUGAUGAUAUGGAUGAUGAAGAUAUUUUGGAUGCAAACUUUACUAAAGCUGCUCAUUUCGGAGGUGAAGAUUCUCAUCAAGAUCGUAAAACAGCCAUCGAAGAAAUGAUUGCUGAAACUAAACUUCGAAAAGCUGAAUCGGCCAAGGAAAAAGAUGAACUCUAUGAAUUGACAAACAAACUUGAUAGCCAUUAUAAAGAGCUUAUUCCACUUGUUGGGAAACUAAGUAAACCCGAAGAUAUUGUCAAGCCAAAGCCGGAUGACUAUGAUAGAGCUUUGCGAGAAAUGAUAUUUGAGCCGCGAAGUGCGGUUAGUGAUAGAUUGAAAUCGGAAGAAGAAUUGGCACGCAUUGAAAAAGAACGUUUGGAAAAGUUGGAAAAUGAAAGGUUGGCAAGAAUGCGAGAUGGUGAGAGUACGGAUGAAAAACCAAAUCAUCGUUCAGCUGAUGAUUUGGAUGAUGGAUAUUUUGCUGGAUCGGAUGGCGAGGAAGCUGGAACAUUGGCGUACGAUUUGAAUGGCGAGUCGCUAUCAAACGACAAUAAAAAGCCUGCCAACGAAGAGGAAAGCGACGCAGAAAAGGCAAACAGUGAAGAAAGUAAUGCAGAAGAAGAAUCAGAUGGAGAAAUGAAUAAUGAAAAUAGUGCAGAAGAUGAAUCUGAAAAUGAAGAAAACGAAGACGAAGAUGAUGACGAAGAAGAUGAUGAAGAGGAUGACGAUGAGGAUGCUUUGAGUGAUCUAAAAGUGUCAGAUAGCGAAUCUGAAACAGAAGAAAUCCCAGAAAAGAAGCCCACAUCAGUUAAAACAAAAAAAGUUUUAGACAAGCCAAAAAACCAAGAUAAGCCUAGCACUGAUAGUAAACUACCGUUUGCAAUAGAUAUGCCUUCCAAUUAUGAAGAGCUUAAAGAAAUUUUAAGCCAGCACUCUCCCAAUGAUCAAGGUAUUUUAGUCGAACGUAUCAUAAAGUGCAAUCAUCCUAAAUUAGAUCCCAAAACUAAGGAAAAGAUUAAUAAACUUUUCGCCUACCUUCUUCAAUAUAUUAAUGACCUUUUCACUGAUGCUUCCACAGAAGAUGUAUCUCAUUCAUUUCAAGUAUUUGAUAAAAUUAAUCCUUUCUUAUAUGACUUAAUACACAUGAACCCGGAAAAGGCAUCACUCUGCCUUCUUGAUGUUAUUCAGGAAAAAUAUUCAGAAUACAAGAAAAAUAGUAAAUCAUAUCCAGGUUUGGAUACUCUUGUCUUUUUUAAAAUUGUCUCAAAUCUUUAUACAACUUCUGAUUACCGACAUAACGUAGUUACACCAUGCUACGUUUUUAUUAGUCAUAUAUUAUCCAAAGCCCGAGUGCGAACAAGGCAAGAUGUUGCAAUGGGUCUUUUCUUAGUCACUGUUGUACUAGAGUAUUCUCAAUUAUCUCGCCGCUUUGUUCCAUCAGCAUUAAAUUUCCUUCUUGGUGUUAUUUAUAUGUCACUUCCAAAGAGGGCAAUUGAGAAUUUGAAAAUAGUUCCACCAUUCAUGUCAACGGGUCCAUUUAAUAAGCUCUUAGCAAUCGGUGAAAAGCCAGAAGAGAAAAUGCUGGAAGUCGAUAAUCUUCUCACAGCAGAGGAUUUGGUUACUACUACAAUCUCUGUUGAUUUCAAAAUUCGAGCUCUUAAUUCAGCUUUAAUGCUAACUAAAGAUAUAUUUGAUGGAAUUUCCGAAAAUAUUGGUUCAAAUUUUUUGGCAGAGCCAUUUGUUCCCAUGAUGGAAAGAAUCAAUCUUGACAUAUAUCCUAAAUUUGUGGAAUCGAAUUAUGAAAAAACAAUGUCUACUCUUUCGAGUUUGGUGGAGAAACCCUUGAAGAAACUCGUACCACCUGAAAAGAAACCCAAAGCUCUUCGUCUUUUUGAACCUCGCAUAGAAACGGUUUAUGAUGAUAAGCGUCGUCCGAAAAUAUCGAAGGCGAAGGAAGAAAAGGUUAAACUUAUUCAUAAAAUUCGACGUGAGACAAAGGGUGCAGUUAGAGAAAUUCGCAGAGAUACUGAGUUCUUGCAGAAAAUACGUAUCAAACAACAGAUUCAAAGUGAUCAAGAGCGAAAGGAAAAAGUUAAACGGAUAUACCAGGAAGCUUCAGUUCAACAGGGAGAACUUAAUGAACUUAAGAGGCAAAAAACAAAAAAGACAUAAAACAAAUGUAGUUCUUAUUGUUUUAGGAUUUUGUUUUAAUUUUUUAAAGUUUAUAGGAUAUAUAAAUGUAUAUACAUUACAUUAAACGAAAUAUCUAAGGAUGUAAUAGACGAAAACUAAUUUUUACUCAA
Molecule: messenger RNA, 2827 nt
Organism: Episyrphus balteatus (marmalade hoverfly)
Lineage: Eukaryota; Metazoa; Arthropoda; Insecta; Diptera; Syrphidae
Product: nucleolar protein 14 homolog
Exons: 4
Coding region: 87-2696 (869 amino acids)
Biological process (GO): maturation of SSU-rRNA
Cellular component (GO): small-subunit processome; Noc4p-Nop14p complex; nucleolus
Source: RefSeq, a predicted model, not a curated record